AUGGACGAACCGGAUUGGAAAUGUUCCCACAUCCGAUGCAAUGAUGAAUCCUGCCUUCUGGCGGUGCAAUUGUAAGCCGACUCCACCCCCACAAGGAGGUACCCCGGAGACGAGCCGCCCAAACUCGCGAGACUCCGGGUCGUCCGGAGGGACCCUGGCUGCGCCGCACAUUAUCAGCACCCAAUUGCCCAGCCCAAUCUCCCCAUCACGACACACACACACACGACACGAUAUACACGACACGACAUACACGACACGACAUACACGACACGACAUACACGACACGACAUACACGACACGACAUACACGACCAUCCAUCACCAUGUCUGGCAAUGGCAAACCGUUUCCCCAGCAGCCUCAAUUUCACACCACGGCGGAGCACCGUGCUGCGGUGCUGACGUACCCUGGUAACCUCCGGGAAGCCCUCCGUCAGGCCAAGGAAGACCCCAAGAAGACGCUGCUCGGCGUCGCCCAGGGAAUUCCCAGCGUCUUUGUCACAAAGGUUAUGGCCUCGGCAAAGCCCGACUUCAUCUGGAUGGACGUUGAGCACGGCAUCUUCGACCGCUCAACCCUCUACGACGCCAUCCAUGCUGCGCAGCAUCACUCCGAGGGCAAGACGUUGGUCGUCUGCCGCAUCCCCAAGCACGACGAGGUCAGCUUAACGACUGCCCUCGACGCCGGCGCUGCCGGUCUCGUGCUCCCCCAUACCGAUUGCGCUCAGGAUGUCAGGGACAAAGUCAAGGACAUCUUCUACCCACCCCUCGGUCAGCGCUCCUUCAGCCCCUGGACCUUCACACCCGGCAUCUCGAACCAGUCGCUGUACGAAGGUGACGAGUGGAACAUGAAAAACUCCAACAACCACAUCUGCAUCAUCGCGCAGAUUGAGAGCGUCGAGGGCAUGAAGAAUCUCGAUGAGAUCGCCGCCAUGCCCGAGGUCGACGGGCUCAUGUUUGGGCCCGGCGACUUCAGCGCCGACGCUGGCAUCAAUUUCAGCCUCGCCGCCCCCCCGCCCCAAGCCUUCAUCGACGCCAUGACCAAGUUCGUGACGACGGCGCACAAGUACGGCAAGCCGCUGUUUGGUGCUGCGCAAAACCCGGCAAUGAUCCCCAUGAUGCUUCAACAGGGUUACGUAGCCCUGGCCGUGUCGUUUGAUGUCUGGGGGGUGGCGAACAUGGUCAAGAAUGGCAUGGACGAGGCGCGGGUCAUCAUUGAGCAGAAUGUCGACGCUGCCAAUGAGAACGGAGCUGCGGAGGCAGCAGAUAGUGUCAAGGCGACCAACGGCAGUGCUAAUGGUGCGGUUGAGGUGGUGGCUGGAAGAGCUCCUUCGUCGUAGAAUAUCAGGGUUGCUAUGCGAUAGAUGAUACGUUAGACUUGUUUAAUCCAAUUACCCACUCUGUGUAACAUAUGAACUUAGGGGCUUCAUGCAUUCGACAGUUUCCGUCACAGUUGCAACUGGAAGGAGAAUGUACUCUAUAUGGUCUACUCUCCAAAAGCAUAU
Messenger RNA from Parathielavia appendiculata, 1498 nucleotides. RefSeq lists its product as uncharacterized. The record is from RefSeq and is a predicted model, not a curated record. Bases 323 to 1333 code for a protein of 336 amino acids. Gene Ontology annotation, molecular function: aldehyde-lyase activity. NCBI's taxonomy places the organism in Eukaryota, Fungi, Ascomycota, Sordariomycetes, Sordariales, Chaetomiaceae. Gene Ontology annotation, cellular component: cytoplasm. The transcript is spliced from 6 exons.